AUGGAACAAGAUGUGCUGAUGAUCAUUCUUUUCUCAAUGAUAGCCACCCAAAGGAAAGAAGCCCGCGCCUGCGCCGUUCCCGCAAGGGAAGGCCGGUGCCACCAAGAAGGCCGCAAAGUUAUUGAGUCUGGGUGUGCUGACUGGUGGCAGAACCCUCUCCUCGAGAAGCGACCCCGAAACUUCGGUAUCGGUCAAGAUAUCCAGCCCCGCCGCAACCUUUCUCGCAUGGUGAAAUGGCCAGAAUAUGUUCGUCUCCAGCGACAAAAGAAGAUCUUGAACAUGCGCCUGAAGGUGCCGCCGGCGAUCGCCCAAUUCUCCAACACUCUCGACCGAAACACCGCCGCCCAGACCUUCAAGCUCCUCAACAAGUACCGCCCUGAGACCAAGGCCCAGAAGAAGGAGCGUCUGCACCAAGAGGCCACUGCCGUCCAGGAGGGCAAGAAGAAGGAGGAUGUUUCUAAGAAACCAUACACUGUCAAGUACGGUCUGAACCACGUCGUUGGUCUGAUCGAGUCGAAGAAGGCCUCGCUGGUCCUGAUCGCCCACGACGUCGACCCCAUCGAGCUCGUCGUCUUCCUGCCCGCUCUCUGCCGCAAGAUGGGUGUCCCCUAUGCCAUCAUCAAGGGCAAGGCCCGUCUCGGCACGGUCGUCCACAAGAAGACCGCUGCCGUCCUGGCUCUGACCGAAGUCAAGUCCGAGGACAAGGCCGAGCUGAGCAAGCUGGUCUCCGCCGUCAACGAGGGCUUCAUCAGCAAAUACGAGGAGCACCGCCGUCACUGGGGUGGUGGUAUCAUGGGUCCCAAGGCCGUCGCUCGCCAGGAGAAGAAGAGAAAGGCCAUUGAGAACGCCAUCAAGAUCUAA
Molecule: messenger RNA, 861 nt
Organism: Exophiala dermatitidis NIH/UT8656
Lineage: Eukaryota; Fungi; Ascomycota; Eurotiomycetes; Chaetothyriales; Herpotrichiellaceae
Product: 50S ribosomal protein L7Ae
Exons: 4
Coding region: 1-861 (286 amino acids)
Biological process (GO): ribosome biogenesis
Cellular component (GO): ribonucleoprotein complex
Source: RefSeq, a predicted model, not a curated record